AAGUUUGGGGAGUGUAGGAGUGCAUGAGAUUGGAAAAAGCAAGUGUGUCGAAACAAGCAGGCACAGAGCAGGCAGGACCCACCACGCAGCCCAGACACGGAGGUGUGUGUGCUUGUGGUUUUGGAAUUGGCUGUUGACUUAGGGGCUUCUAAGGUUGAGUGUGCAAGUGCCUACAUCGACAAGAAAAUAUAGCAAUUGCUGUCUUUACCAAGUCCUUCUUCUUCUUUGUAGCGUGCUUGAAGGUGUCUGUGGGAAAUUAUUUUUUUUCCCUGAGAGCAAACAAAACUGAAACAAGAGCAAAGGCCAAGCCAACUGGAGUUACUCCUAAUUUGAUCUCUCUAAGGACUUUUUUCAUCUACCCUGAGGAGCAGACGACUACACUCACUAGAGAAACUCCAGCUCAUCACAACUGUCUCACCACAGCCUCCGAGCCAGAGAGAGAGAAAGAGAGAGAGAACAAGGGAAUCUGGGGAACCCACCAUUCCUGCCCCCCUCCUUUCCCUGCUUUGGCUCCCGGCCCCUCCUCUGCAGGCACCCCAUGGUACCCUCCACCCUCAGUGGGGCAGGAAGCGUGAAAAAUCUCACUAAUGGGUUUAUUUGCUGUCAGCCCUGCCGCGAUCUGUCACUCCCUAGGACCACUCUACUUGACACUCCUUAUAGUUGAGUGAGCUGCUCUGCUUAGUCUGAACUUUACUUUUACUGCCUACUGAGACCACCAUCACCUCUAGCCUUCCUCCCUACGAAGGGAGUUCUUGAGUUGAAGUGCCUAUCCCUCAAACCAUUGCGCUCCAUUGAAUCCAAGCAUACCUGGGGAAACUUCAGCUGUCCCCAACAGAGGGGUGUGCGCUACAAAGUGAGACUUGGCUGAAGGGUCUGAAGAUUGCUUUGGGAGAUUGAUUGGAGAACAAAAGAUGCGCCUUUGGCUGCUAGCUGCCUUGGCAGCCCUGCUUUGGAGUCAAGGCACACUCCUGGAAGGGGCUGAAGCCAAAAAGGCACGGAAGAGGCCAAAGGAGAUGACCCCGCAGCACACUGAGGUGUUCAACACCACACUUUCCAACAGCGAGGAGGAGGAUGAGAACACAGAGGUCUUGGAGGUCCAAAGAGUAGACCCACAUGGAUCAUGGAUGGAUUUUGUCAAAAGGCCAGUCGGCAACUUUCCAGCAAAGUGUCGGAAAAGGAAGCGACCACUGCCAGGACCUCAAGGACCUCCCGGCCCUCCAGGACCCCAGGGCCCCCCAGGGGCCCCUGGUGCAGAGGUCACUCAAGAGGUGUUGCUGAAGGAGUUUAAAGAAAUGAUCAAAGAAGCCACGGAGAGGAGAGCACAGGUGGACAGGGCAAGCGAACAGAGCCACCUGUCCACAACACUGAUGGCAUUGGAAGGUAUGGCAUCUUACCGGAGGAUUGAAGAGGCCUUUCACUGUAAGCUCAGAGGGCCUGUCAUCGUAGAAAAGAAGACUCUGACUGAGCUGCAGAACUUCCAGACACCUCCUGCCAAAGGUGCCUUUCUCAGAGGAACGGGGAUGGAUCAGUCCACUGGCCGAUUUACAGCACCCAUCGCAGGAAUUUAUCAGUUCUCUGCCAAUGUCCAUAUUGACCACAGUGAGGUAAAAAGGAGUAAAAACCAACUCAGGGCCAGAGACAAUGUGAGAGUCCUGAUCUGCAUCGAGUCUCUCUGCCAUCGAUACACGUCUUUGGAGAUGAUUGUUGGCUUGGAGAGUAACAGCAAGAUAUUCACAGUGUAUGUUCAUGGAUUGCUGGAGCUCCAGGCUGGUCAGUACACCUCCAUAUUUGUGGACAAUGCGGCAGGAGCUUCGAUCACGAUACAGAACGGAUCAGAUUUCAUGGGCAUGCUGUUGGGGGUAUAGCCUCCCUUUCUUCUUUUGCCCCCUCCCACCUAAGACUGCUUUCUUUUGGACUGAUAUCCAACACUGAAUGAAAUAAAGGAUAGCCAGAGGCAGCUAACUGUUAAUCUGCAAAUGCUUCAGUAAAUGAUGACUGAACCACUGUGCUGACUGUGGCACAUCUAUUUUUACGCCGCCGGGAAAAAGACAGUUGGAUGCAAUUCGUAUCACAGCUUGGAAUGAAAAGACAUUGUGGAUCUUUUAAUUGAGCUGUAGGCAUGCUAAAAGAAAUUAUGAGUAUUUUCAUAUGCAAGAAAUGUUAUCUUUUUUUUGUUUUAUUGGGGUGUUACGUAUAUGAUAUUGAACAGAAUUUAUUUUUGUGAUACACACACACACACACACACACACAUAUAAUUUACAGUAGAUGUAUACAAAGAUAUAUGAUAAGACAUACCAUGCUUUGAAAAAUGACUGACUUCUAUGAUGCAGAUUCAUUAUUUGAAAAAAUUUACUGCUAUUAGCAGAUGACGUAUAUUUUUCAAUCCGAGCAAAGGCGCUGGCUGGGGACUCACUGAACCUGACGGAUCCUGUUGUCAUUCUCACUUCUAAUGUACACAUCUCUCCUUUGUUGACUUCUAACGAUCACACAAUAGAUAACACACCGUAACACCCUGCACUCGGAAAAUUAAUCAUGUCACCGCUCACAACGGUGCUUGCAAAAGGGCAAAAACUGGAGGCGAUCAAGCACACCAUAAAAAGCAAUGAUUGUGACUUUGUUUAUUCGUUACGCCUGCUUGAAAACACUUCCAGAUUUGAGCUAGGGUCCCUGGAAUGCAUGCGGGCACUCGGGAAGAGGUGCCUCCAUGACGAAUUAGACACGUUAGAAGAUUCCUGCUGCACUCUUUUCUUGUUUUUAGAGGUGACAACCACGCCCCCACCCCUUCAUUUUUUUGUGCUUGCUUUGGGAAAGCCAUUGCAUUUAUAGCAGACAAAUAUAUGAGUACAAAUACAAAUUGUUAAAAGUAUUUAUGUGAGUAUUGGGAUAUCAAUAUGAGAGCGCUAAUAAAUAAUGUGAAUAAAACACCAUUUUUAAGCAGAUUUGCUCUUCAGGAGUGUGUACUGUAGCAUGGAGAUUGAACAUUUUACCUUUAAUAAAUGUAAGUAAUAUUUGUGUAGAA
This is a messenger RNA of Clarias gariepinus (North African catfish), 3019 nucleotides long. It is a transcript of the gene c1qtnf12, whose product is annotated as C1q and TNF related 12. The transcript has 8 exons. Lineage: Eukaryota; Metazoa; Chordata; Actinopteri; Siluriformes; Clariidae. Gene Ontology annotation, molecular function: hormone activity. The record is from RefSeq and is a predicted model, not a curated record. Bases 912 to 1865 code for a protein of 317 amino acids.